AUGGCCGAACCCGACGAGCUCUUCACCCUCAAGAACCAGCUCUGGGUCGGCAACUACGCGAACGUCCUCAGCGAAGGCACGCUCCUGAACCACCUGAGCCAAUCCCUCCGCAACGAGCGCGACGUGUACGUCUACCGCGCGCACUUGGCGCUAGGGAACGUCUCGCUCGUCCUCCAGAGUAUCCCCGAUCCUGGAUCCGAGACGCCCAUUGGUCUAAAUGCCGUCAAGCUCUGGGCCAUGUACUUGAGUGGCCACCAGGACAAGGAAAUGCUGGACUUGACGCUCAAGACGUGGCUUGAAGAUCCUCGAAGUGGCGAGAACCCGCACCUGUUGCUCCUGGCUGGACAGAUCUACGCCCUGGAGAACAAGCUCUCGGACGCCCUUUCAACGCUCUUGAGAGGGGGAUCCCUCGAGCAUUUGCUUUAUGUGGUGCACUUGUAUCUGCAGAUGCACCGACUGGAUCUGGCUACCAAGACAGUGGAGGAGAUGCAGCGGAUUGAAGAAGACUCGACGCUGACGCAGCUCGCCCAAGCGUGGUGCCUUACGCUGCAAGGCGGCGACAAGGCUGAUGAAGCCACGCUGCAUUUCCAGGAACUCGCUGACCGCUUUGGCUCGACGUCGUUGCUGCUGAAUGGCGCGGCGACGGCGUUUAUGGCCUUGUCGAAUUAUGUGGAAGCUGAGCGGCUGCUGCUGGAAGCAGUGGCGAAAGAGCCGGGCAAUGAGGACACGCUGAUCAACUUGAUUGCGGUGAGUGCUCACUUGAACAAGAGUACGCAGCAGUACAUUGUACAGCUGCAGCAGGUUGCGCCGGCCAGUGCGUGGCUCAAGAACUAUGUGCUGCUGGACGAAAGCUUUUCCGAGAUGGCGGCGGUGUUUGCGUGA
Messenger RNA from Peronospora matthiolae, 882 nucleotides. The record is from the annotation of a GenBank genome assembly. NCBI's taxonomy places the organism in Eukaryota, Oomycota, Peronosporomycetes, Peronosporales, Peronosporaceae.